GCGAGCGCGCGGGGCGGGGGAGGGCGCCGGGCGCAGAAUGGAAAGAGGCGGGGCCUGAGAGGUAGUAAUGAAUCUGCCCCCUCCCGGGGGAGAGCCGCGGAGCAUUAAUAAAUCUAUAAGCAGAGGAGGAAACUCUGGCUGGGGCAGUGCGCGGAGCUCCGACUGCUCGUGGGGGACGGCGGCCGGAACGGCAGCGCCGGCGCCGGCGGCAGGAGCAGCAAACCGGCAAAAUACAACAGAGGCAACCACAGAAGGGAGCCGGUGGUCCUCUCCCGUAAACACACUCCCCUCCACCGCCACCUCCCCCAGCACCGCGCGCCGUGCUGCGUGGCGCCCGAAGCCGCUCCGACUGCUAUGUAACCGCGAGACUGCGGGAGGAAGGGGACUGGAGAAAAGAGGUUCGCCCGUGGGAGCCCCGGGGGCCAAGUUUGCACGCACCCUCCUGUAGCCCUCGCCUGCCCCUUCCUCCACGUCGGCUGGCCCGGGUGUCCUUCGCCUCCUCGCGUGCCCAGCAGCCGCAGUUCCCGGCGACCAUGGUGACGGUGGAGGAGCUGCGGGAGAUGGACUGCAGCGUGCUCAAAAGGCUGAUGAACCGGGACGAGAACAGCGGCGGCGCAGGCGGCAGCGGCAGCCACGGCGCCCUGGGGCUGCUGAGCGGCGGCAAGUGCCUGCUGCUGGACUGCAGACCGUUCCUGGCGCACAGCGCGGGCUACAUCCGAGGCUCGGUCAACGUGCGCUGCAACACCAUCGUGCGGCGGCGGGCCAAGGGCUCCGUGAGCCUGGAGCAGAUCCUGCCCGCCGAGGAGGAGGUGCGCGCCCGCCUGCGCUCCGGCCUCUACUCGGCGGUCAUCGUCUACGACGAGCGCAGCCCGCGCGCCGAGAGCCUCCGCGAGGACAGCACCGUGUCUCUGGUAGUUCAAGCGCUGCGUCGCAACGCCGAGCGCACCGACAUCUGCCUGCUCAAAGGUGGCUAUGAGAGGUUUUCCUCCGAAUACCCGGAAUUCUGUUCCAAAACCAAGGCCCUGGCAGCCAUCCCGCCUGCUGUGCCCCCGAGCACCGCCGAGUCCCUGGACCUGGGAUGCAGCUCCUGUGGGACCCCCCUGCACGACCAGGGGGGUCCCGUGGAGAUCCUUCCCUUCCUCUACCUCGGCAGUGCCUACCAUGCUGCCCGGAGAGACAUGCUAGACGCCCUGGGGAUCACGGCCCUGUUGAACGUCUCCUCCGACUGUCCCAACCACUUUGAAGGACACUAUCAGUACAAGUGCAUCCCAGUGGAAGACAACCACAAGGCUGACAUCAGCUCCUGGUUCAUGGAAGCCAUAGAGUAUAUCGAUGCGGUGAAGGACUGCCGCGGGCGGGUGCUGGUGCACUGCCAGGCGGGCAUCUCGCGCUCCGCCACCAUCUGCCUGGCCUACCUGAUGAUGAAGAAGCGAGUGAGGCUGGAGGAGGCCUUUGAGUUCGUCAAGCAGCGGCGGAGCAUCAUCUCGCCCAACUUCAGCUUCAUGGGGCAGCUGCUGCAGUUCGAGUCGCAGGUGCUGGCCACGUCCUGCGCCGCGGAGGCCGCCAGCCCCUCCGGGCCCCUGCGCGAGCGCGGCAAGGCCACCCCCACCCCCACCUCGCAGUUCGUCUUCAGCUUCCCGGUCUCGGUGGGGGUGCACUCGGCCCCCAGCAGCCUGCCGUACCUGCACAGCCCCAUCACCACCUCCCCCAGCUGUUAGAGCCACUCUGGGGACCCCCACACCGGUCUGCUUCCGGCCAGGGGUGGGUGGGCCGUGUGUGGGCAGCCAGUCGGGACUGACCAGCUGGGGGCGGACCACCAAGCUCCUUCCCAUCCAUUGCUCCUUGGCCAGCCACGGGGCCGCUAGAAUGGCAAUAAGGACUUUGACUACAUAUUAAAAGCAAACAAAACACUCCAACUUAGAGCAAUAAUGGCUGCCUCAGUGGGCAGGGAAGCCCUCGGUUUGGUUUAUGUGUCAGUUUUACUUUUCAGAUAGGAAUUUCUUACCUCAUUUUUGUAAGCAGUAAGGCUUGAAGUUAUGAAACCCACAGAUCCUGGCAAAUGUGCCCACCCGGUUUGAUUUAGGGGAGGGAGAGUGGGAAGGGAAGGGCCACAGGAAGAAAGCAGGUCUGCCCCAAGUGCCUGGUUCUCUGUGCUUGGUCCUUGUUUGUUGUUGUAGUUACAGAAAUUUUUUUUUUUUAAUCUUUUAGGACCUGGUUUUCCUUU
Ceratotherium simum simum (southern white rhinoceros) is the source of this 2224-nucleotide messenger RNA. It is a transcript of the gene DUSP4, whose product is annotated as dual specificity phosphatase 4. Lineage: Eukaryota; Metazoa; Chordata; Mammalia; Perissodactyla; Rhinocerotidae. Gene Ontology annotation, cellular component: nucleus; cytoplasm. The record is from RefSeq and is a predicted model, not a curated record. Gene Ontology annotation, molecular function: MAP kinase tyrosine/serine/threonine phosphatase activity. Gene Ontology annotation, biological process: protein dephosphorylation; endoderm formation; negative regulation of MAPK cascade.